Molecule: messenger RNA, 980 nt
Organism: Ilex paraguariensis (yerba mate)
Lineage: Eukaryota; Viridiplantae; Streptophyta; Magnoliopsida; Aquifoliales; Aquifoliaceae
Source: the annotation of a GenBank genome assembly
AUGGCUUCUCAAAUGAGCAAAAAGCGAAAGUUUGUGGCAGAUGGAGUGUUCUUCGCGGAGCUGAACGAAGUGUUGACUCGUGAGCUAGCUGAGGAUGGAUACUCUGGGGUCGAGGUCAGGGUAACUCCAAUGAGGACCGAGAUCAUCAUUCGAGCCACCCGAACUCAAAAUGUUCUCGGUGAGAAAGGAAGGAGGAUAAGAGAGCUGACAUCGGUGGUGCAGAAACGGUUCAAGUUUCCGGAAAAUAGUGUGGAGUUGUACGCCGAGAAGGUGAACAAUAGGGGGCUUUGUGCUAUUGCUCAGGCGGAGUCGCUUCGUUACAAGCUCCUCGGUGGUCUUGCUGUCCGGAGGGCCUGCUAUGGGGUGCUGAGAUUUGUCAUGGAGAGUGGGGCAAAGGGAUGCGAGGUCAUUGUUAGUGGGAAGCUGAGGGCACAGCGUGCUAAAUCCAUGAAGUUCAAGGAUGGUUACAUGAUAUCCUCUGGUCAGCCGGUCAACGAUUAUAUUGACUCUGCUGUUAGACAUGUUCUUCUGAGACAGGGAGUCAUCGGUGUUAAGGUUAAGAUCAUGCUCGGUUGGGAUCCCAAGGGAAAGCAGGGCCCCACAACUCCGCUCCCUGAUAUUGUCACAAUUCAUCAACCCAAGGAGGAAGAAGAAUACAUCAGGCAAUCAAUGGUGCCGGUGCCGACUGAUAUUGAUGUCCCAGCCCCAGUUCCAGUUAUGUAGAGCAUUCAUGUGUGCUGGUCCUCCAAAUCAUUUCCCAGUGUUAUAUUUUUUACAAAUAUUUGGCUGCUUUGUAGUUUUCUUUUUGACAGUGUUGGGAAUUAUGGAAGACCUGUGCUGAGAUUUUUCAUCUUUUUAGUUGCCAAGUUAUGUUCUACUUCCAGUUGUGAGCUGAGAUUUUGUUUGCGUUAUUUAUGUUUUCAGUUAUUUGUUUUUUGGUCUGUAUUCUCUCUCUCUGUGGAGUAGACGUUAAAUAGAGU